AUGUCACAGAUUAGUUUUAACCGACUCUUCAAACCCUCCUCCGUCUGCAAAAGUCUACUCAGACAUAAGAACGUUCGUCUUUUCUCGUCUACAACUUACACAUUAACCCCGGUGGAUUGUUCCUUCUCGUCUACCCCAAUCUACCCGUUUCUGUUGAUAGACUACGUGCUUAACAUCCCCAAGUACUCUCCUGAUGGUCGUGUCAUUAGAACCUACGAAUCAGGUGAAUACGGACUGCCCGCUUCCAAUGUAAGUAUUUUGCUUAGGGACAAGAAACUGGUAGAGGAGGUUCGUCAUGCGAUGACUGUAGGGUUUUCACAUCAUGGAUUGCGAUUCAAGCUUUCGAAAAACUCCCUAGAUAUUCUCAUCGAUGACCAGAAGAAAUCAACACCUGCUUGCGUUCAUCUGCCUCCUCUACCUACGGGCUUUCGAAUCCAAAGCGUGGCCAUGGCGUCUUCUUCAAGUGACCUAAAUAAUAGUGAAGACUGGGUCGUUGGUGUCAAGUCUUGGGGAUCUCAGCUGAGUCUCUUUAGGCCUGGUCAUCAGUGGAUUAACAUUAAAACCUCGCCUGAGUUUAUGAACCCUUUCUCGAGUCUUAUGUAUUCCAAGAAAGAUCAAAGGUUCUACAUUCCAGCUCCUGGAGGCGAUUACUUGUGCUCCUUGGAUCUCUACUUCAGGGAAGACGACCAACCCGAGUUCAUUUUAAUAGCUGAGAACAUUCCUGACGCGGUUUUGCCUGAGUUGGCCCUGCUAAAUUCCUGUUCCAGGACAGAUCAUUGGGUGGAGUCACCCUCCGGUGAACAAUUCCUCGUCAAGUGGUACGGCCACAACAUAAUGCGCAAUCACAAUAAAGUGGAAACACUCAUGCACAUGGCAUCAAAGUUUAUGGUGUUUAGAGCAGAAGAAUCAUGGGAUGAAAAAUUUGUGUAUUACACAGAAGAAAUAGGAGAUCUUUGCAUCUUUCUUGGACAUAGUGAGGCUUUCUGCAUCCCGGCCAGUUCGUGCCCCGGGCUCAAGCCUAACUGCAUAUAUUUUGUGGGCUAUAACUUUGGUGUUUAUGAUCUCACCACCAAAACUUGCACUACCUUCUACACUGAAGAUGACGUCCCAUUAAGGAAUUUGGAGUUCCCUUACUGGCCUCCUCCAGUUUCUCUCCACUCAUAA
Messenger RNA from Capsella rubella, 1164 nucleotides. RefSeq lists its product as uncharacterized. The record is from RefSeq and is a predicted model, not a curated record. The transcript is spliced from 4 exons. Lineage: Eukaryota; Viridiplantae; Streptophyta; Magnoliopsida; Brassicales; Brassicaceae. Bases 1 to 1164 code for a protein of 387 amino acids.